Messenger RNA from Stylophora pistillata, 695 nucleotides. Its product is annotated as ribosome biogenesis protein SLX9 homolog. The record is from RefSeq and is a predicted model, not a curated record. Gene Ontology annotation, biological process: maturation of SSU-rRNA from tricistronic rRNA transcript (SSU-rRNA, 5.8S rRNA, LSU-rRNA). Gene Ontology annotation, cellular component: 90S preribosome; preribosome, small subunit precursor; nucleolus. NCBI's taxonomy places the organism in Eukaryota, Metazoa, Cnidaria, Anthozoa, Scleractinia, Pocilloporidae.
AGGCCACUAAGCAUCUUAGAACAACAUGGGAAAGAUUAGAAGAAACCGUAAGAAACUCCAUUUACAAGCAGUAAAACCCGCUAAUGUAACGAGCAAAGAAGACGUUUUGAAGGCAAAUGAGUCUUCUCUUCCUGCCAUAUUCACCACUGUGGGACUGUUUAAUGCAAUUGACCAAGCCCGACCCGAUGAAUCUACAGACAACCAAGACACACACAGUCAAACUGCCGACCUAAAGACUCCAUCAAACAAAAAGGAUAGAAGAAAAGAACGACAUGAGCGUUUUCUGAGAAAACUGCAUGCUGGCAGACUUGUGGAAGAAAGCAGCAAAAAAGCAAAGGAGAGGGCAAAGACAGUUGUUGUAGGUGACAUGGAACCACUAUUAUCAGCCCUACCAACCAUACACAUACCAGAUCUUACAAAAGGCACAAAAUCUUCCAAUGAUAGUAAUGGAAAAGAGAAGCUUACUAAAACUCAAAACAAGAUGAGUAAAAAAUCACGCCAAGCUCUACAUGCCAGUGAAAUUGCCCAUUUUCAACAAGUUGUUAAACAUCCAGCCUUCAAAGCUAACCCACUUGCUGCAAUUUCUGAACAUAUUAAAAAUGCCAUACAGAGAGAACAUGAAAAUCAGACUUAAGGCUAGAAAUAGUCAAUUGUUAAUUAAAUAUCAACUUAAUAAAAAAAAUUAUUUUAUCACA